GUCAACUCAGCUGAUUUAAUAGAAUAAUAAUUCCCAAACUAAGUUACCAACCAAACAUUUCCCAAAACUUUAUUCUUUGAUUUGUUUAUGAUUAUUUGCAAAGUUGCAAUGUCUUUUGUCACUUUGAAAUGUUUAAUUUUGCAUUUUUGAAUUAUGGCGGCUAAUAUGUUUAUGUUUAUUUUAUAAUUAUUGAUCAAACAUUUGAUGAACGUUUUUCGUUUAUACCAUUUUGAAACACUUCAAUCAGUUUAUUGAGUUUAGAAAUUAAUUUCAAAAAUGGGUGAACAGGCGGCUGUGCCUCGAUAUAUGGCUCAGCUUUUAGAAGAGCUGGGCUGGAAUCAAGGGACUAGAAUACCACUGGCUAAUCCAGAUAAUCAAGUUCUAGAAACUGUAUUGAUAUCGAGGCAGAAUGAAAUACAGCGUCUUAAGGAGGCUCUGCUACUACAAAACCAAAAAAGAGAUGACCUUAAUAAAUACAAGCAUCAUGUUCACACUGAAUAUCAAGAAAAUACUCGACUCCUGUUUGCACAUAAACAGCAGAUGGAGCAAGAGGUGAAGCUCCGACAACUGUCUUUCAGUGAGGCUGAGAGCCUUGAUCGAGAUACUGUUGAUUGUGCCAAGCAGAGCAGAGAUAUUAACACUCGGAUUGAUAGAUUACAGACUAAUAUUGCUCGUUUACUGAAGAAAGCUGAUUCCUUGAAGACUGAAGUGUGUGGUGAAAGAGGUGCACUCCAGGAAUGGCGGGCGGCAUUGGAGAGAAGCGCUGGUGACAUCACUGCUAUAGAGCAGUUUACUAAACAGGACCUCUCUAAAGCCAAAGCAUUAGAAACUAAGAGGCAGAAGUUGAAACUAGAACAUGACCGCAUGCAUGAACGCCUCAAUCAACUUAUAUCAAACCUCAGUGCCGAAGAAAGGGCAUGUGAAAGGAUCUCUGUGCAGGUGAUGGAGGGUAUGGAGCAAAGAAAACAGAUGAUGGCCAUGUGGACUAAUGCCGUAGAAAAUCUUAGGCAGAGAGACACUGACAUUAGGCAUAUUCGCGAGGAUUAUGCUGUGUUGGAAGCGGAAGCUAACAACAUCGCGGAACAAUGUCGGGAACAGCAAACCUUCUGCGACCAACAGCACGGCAACAAUUUAGAAGUGGAGCAUGAAAUAAUGGUGAUGUCGCAACGUCUCAGCAAUACAAGAAUGGCCUUCCAGCAACUUCUUGAUCAGAAUGCCACUCUCGACAGCGACAUGCACUGUUUUCAACGCGAGCUCGCCAAUAUGCGGAAUGUCCUUGAAAAGUUGCAUAUGGAGAAUCGUCACAUAAUGGAGGAGCAACACCGUAAAGAUGAUACCCUCGCCAAAAUUAACGGAAAGAUUUGGGAACUCAAAGAGAAGUUGACAGACUCCUUAGACAAAUCUAAGUCCUCUGAAAAAAGGGCUAAGGAACUUGAAGAUAUAUUGAAUCUUCCAAAGCCGUCAUGAGUAAAUUGGACACGAAACAACGGAACAUUGAGAAGAAUCUGCAAAGUCAGAAGGAGAGUCUUUACUCUGUAUGUUACCAAGUGGAGACAAUUGGAGCUCGCGUCGCUCAUAUGGAGGGGGCGCAGGCAGAACGCGAGUGCUCAGCAGAACUUGUCGAGAGGGAAAACAGAUUGAAGGACGUGUGUGCCCGCCACGCAGCACGUGUGGCACUCCUGGAACGACAUUCUGCUAAACUACACGACGAUAUGAGACGUCUGGCGCGCGACCUGGAAACGAAGAACGCUGAAAACAUUAAACUUCAAAGCCGUUUGAGAUCUGCCAUGUUGAACGUGGAAGGUGGUGACAAAGAUUUGCAGGCGUCGCGCGACGCCUGGCGACGUUUGCGCGUAGAAGAAGCAUUGUUGCGACUGAGAGUUGCGCACGCGGCCAGAGCAGUCGCUGGACUGGACGAUACCGCCUUUACACUGGACAAACAGCGAUUGCAGCUGGACGCUGCUAUGAACGAACGCUUGGUUGAGAUCUCGGCACGUCGCGACAUGUUCAGUGUGCAAAAGCGUGCGCUGUUCGAAGAUUGCGGCAAAUUGCGGUGUGAAAUACGUGAGAGAGAACAACGCAUCGAACAGCUGAAGAAACGAUACGAAAUAUUCAUUGGAUCAUUGGGCAAAGACGAAUCCGGUCAACAGCUGUCAGUAACCUUUUUCAAAAUUAAGUUCGCGGCGGAACGCGCUGAGCUAAGGACACGUGGCGCGGCUCUAGACGCGGACAUCGGCCGACGCGAGAAGGACGUGUCCGCGCUGGAGGCGACGCUGCGAGUAGUGCACGCCGCCCAUCAACACUUCAUGCAUCACAUCUCGCCGCUCGCUGCCGACACGCCGGAAAUAGAAGAGCUGAAUGGGUUAAUGAAGCAAUAUUACGAGUUGCGCGACGAGCUCAAGUUGCAAAACAGUCGCAUAGCUGAGCUGGAACAACUAGUGAACGACAUGAGUUCACGUCUCACCAUACUUUCAGAUAAGAAUAAGCAGCUCACCGCUAGGCAAGUUGAAUCAGAGAGUGACCUCGACUCGGCUCGCGAGCGCGUCGCACGUCAAGAGAGCCGCCUUCAGAACGCCCAUGAUGUAGUCAAUCAUAAUGCACGACGCGCCAAAAAACUAGUCGAGGGCGUAGAUGAUUGGCGUAUCUUCCAGAUGGCGAUAUGGGUCCGCGACUACGCAGAAUCCGCUACGAACGCUCUACAAUCGUUGUCGGAUGUGUGUGCCGGAUCGCCGGAGCACCGCAGCCGGCUCGGCGCCCUACUCUCCUCCACUGACUUGCAGCGCCAUCUGUCGCGUCAUCAGCGGCGUCUGCAUGCAUUUAUACAACGGCUCAUUUCAGAUGCGAAGCAAGCGGCACCAUAUAAAGAAAUUACCAUCGACGCUGAAGAUACUGUGUUUUCUACGUCAUCGGAGUCUAUCCACAGCGGUGUAAGCAUCGCGUCCGGAUACACGAGACAUCUCGCCACAUUCCGUAGGAGUUUAGCGUCAAAAGUGCAAGAGAGUGCUUUAAUUGACGAUAUUCCAGAACAAGCGCGACGGUCAACAGUGUCUUUACGAGUGGUGACUCUUGGUAUAGAGGAAUCGGCGCGUAUGAUCAGGCCCAGCAUCACUCAAUCAAAGAAAUCACUACGAUAAUUGGGCGGCAAACAACUAAGAGUUCAAACGUGGAUAGUUUUUUUUUAUUAUGUUUAUAACGUCUUUUGCUCUCUUUUACACUGACGAAAGCGUUAGAUUUGUGUUAGUUAAUAUUCUUUGGCAAUUAUAUUCUGUCGCGUAAACAAAAUUAAGAUGAUGUUUUUAAUGACAUAAAUAGUUGAUGCUUAUUGUGUAUUGAAUUGAUUAAAGUUAAUUUUAAUUG
Molecule: messenger RNA, 3357 nt
Organism: Diatraea saccharalis (sugarcane borer)
Lineage: Eukaryota; Metazoa; Arthropoda; Insecta; Lepidoptera; Crambidae
Source: the annotation of a GenBank genome assembly